Opisthorchis viverrini is the source of this 1089-nucleotide messenger RNA. RefSeq lists its product as hypothetical. The coding region runs from base 386 to 976 and encodes 196 amino acids. The record is from RefSeq and is a predicted model, not a curated record. Lineage: Eukaryota; Metazoa; Platyhelminthes; Trematoda; Opisthorchiida; Opisthorchiidae. The transcript is spliced from 4 exons.
GCGGGUCAAAAUUGAUACUAAGAAUACAACUCAUUUGUCAAGGACAAGUGAAGGACAACGAAUGAAAUCUGUCUGAACGAAAACGGUUAUUCCAUUGGCUGUUUUGCAAUCCUGUUACGUUCGGAGCUGGUUCUCCUAGGUUUCUGGUACCAUGCCGUUUUUCUCGCCUUAGACAAAUGUAACAUCUGACGAUCUGACGAAAGUUUUCCACAUACAUAUGUUCUAUUGUUGCUCGUGGGCAGCGUCUUAGCGGCUUGUAUCGACGGUGUGUUUAUUGUGGUGUCCCUUCGUUCUUUUCCCCUCACAGGUCCUAUCCAACACAACAGAAUACUCCGUUUCCUUAAACAAUUCAGCAUUGAGUGGACAUGGAAGACCUGGGAGAAGCAUGCGCCGACGUAGACAACGUCGAGCCAGACUGUUUCGACAGAUGGAAGCAAUGAGUCAACCUGUGCCACUCUUCUGUACUAAUGGGGUAGACACAAACGAGCUAUCUAAGCCGAAUGACGUUGAACCCAUGGAAAUUGGCAGUCUGCUUUCCCUAACUGAUCUACCGGACGAUGCAUUAGUCUGGGGUUGGGAUCCAUCCACCUCAUACAAGACCUCUACAGUCCAACCCACUCCCUCUGUGCCACUGGUGUUCGCCUCUCCUCAGCCCACUUCUUCUACCGAGCCAUCCCCCGUUGUCGGAAAUAAGCGAGAUGUUGCCACUCAAUCAGGUGGUGUCACUGGCUCCACAAAAGGUUCCAAAUGGAUGUCUUCUCUGGCUCACAUAAUUGAACGGAGUAUUUCCAACUCAAAUAUUAAUAUCCCACAUAAGACAUCUGGUGUCCAUACUCCUGAGGAAGCUUCCCGGUCGAACAGUUCCAAGCUUCCCGUGGGCCAACAACGUGGGCAACUUUUCAUUCGCGGAGCCAAUAUUAUCUCAGUGAUAUUCCUAUCAGACUCGCCUCUUUUCUGUGACAAAUCGGCCGACUGACCUUUUGUACGCAUUGUGCUCCAGCUAGUCCUUGGUUAUAGCAUUUUUGAUACUUUUUUGGAAUUUGAUAUGCACUACUUGAACAAGAUUGCUUAUUUGCCUUUCUGUGUAAC